AUGCCGAAGGUGAGUGAGAAACUUUCCAUCAUAAAUCCUAAUCCGGCCGCUCGCACUCGCAUACUUUUACGACCUUUUUUUCGCUUGUUCGCUUGCUCUUUCCAGAAAGCCAAAAGUCCGAAAGUUUCGCCGGAAGAAUUGCUCGAGGCCCUGCGGCAGGCGCAGGAGGAACGCUAUGCGGAGGAGCAGGACCGGCUGCACGGGAAGGUGGCCCUCGAGCUGAAGGAAUACAACCAGCGCCGCAUGCUGCUCGUCGAGACGGUCAAGUUCUUUCGCCGGCUCGAAAAGGCAGCGCUCGACCACGAACGACAGCAGGCGGAGCGGAAAGAGUGGACCGAUUUCCUGGCCUGCCGGACCGCACCGGACCCGGCCAGCCCGCCGCUGCUGCGCGAGGCGCUGUACCGGUGGCGCUUUCAGCAGGAAGCGCUCGAAAAGAGUUCGGUCAGCUGGACGCUGGCAGCGGACGAACGGAGCCCAUUGACGCAAGACCCGAGCCGGAAGCGAACGACGAGAAAAGAUCUGAGGGAAGUCUUCCGGAACAUAGGCGGCCUUUACUUGCCCACCGUCCGGGAGGCGCUGGCCGUGCUGGCAUCGAUCCAGGACAGUGUGCAAGGCAAGGGCCCGCGGCACGAAACGAUGCCCGCCGAGGUCGCGCUCGCCCGGGACGAAAUCCGGAAGUUCAUUAGCGAUUCGCUGGACAGGAUGACCUUUCGCAUUGGCAGUAACAUCGCCCGGGAUAUGGAGACUUUGGAUCCUGUGAUGAGUGAUUUCCACUUCCAGGAGGACGAUGUGCUGUCGAUGUAUCUGUGGAGCUUUCGUCCGGAUCCACUUGCGCCCGAUUAUAAUCAGCUUAUGAAAGUUAUCGACAUGGUCCCGCUGAGCUUGGUGCUGCAUCGACCCCCGGCACUGGAUCUGAAGGACUGCCUAAUCCGUGGAAUGUGGCUGGAGUUCGAUCACCACAGCAAUAUGGACCCGACGCACACCAUCCCAGCGCUGGAACCGACGGUGGAGCUGAUCCCUGCCCAGGAAGCGGAGUGGAUCGAACGGCAGGAAGUGAAGCGGAAGCGACUGACAGCGCUGCGGAAGCUACGGGAAGAUUACGAUGCCGAGCAGUGUCGUAAACAGGCCGAGGCGGAAGCGCUCGAAGCUCAAAAAGGGGGCAAGGACACGAAGACGCCUGCCGCCGCCGCCCCGAAAGCCGGUGGCAAAAAGGGCAAGUCACCAAAGCAGCCACCGGUCCCGGAGCCGGAGCCAGCGGUGAUUACGGACGAGACCGAGGUUGACAUUGACGCCGAGUUUGAGCGGCAGGAAGCGGAUCGAUUUUGGGACACUUUAGCGAGCGUUUCGCCGAAAGCGCGACCCCUUCGGCCGGGUUACAUCAACCUGCGCGAGUAUGCCAUCGUCGGUGGCGUGUUCAAGCUGGCCCGGUUCGACAGGCUGCCCCAGCCGAUGGAGCCGAGGCCCGAUUUCAUCUACACCAACGUUCCGGAUGGUUUGCAGCUGACGGAAAAGGGAUACCGAGCGCUGGAGCCCGAAGGGUUGAUUAAAAUUGAGCUCCAACUGCCGGCCCACUGUCACUGGUGGGAGGAGCCGACCGUCUGCUGGUGGGAGCGGUGGGAGGAAGGCGAACAGUUUACUCAGCUCACCCCGGAAGUACAACAGUUUCACCUGCAGUAUGACGAAAUCGAGGCCCACAAGGCGACGCUCCUGUUUGCCGCCCCGGAGCAUCGGCUGUCCCGCGCCCUGGUCGGCGAACCGAAGCUCGUGCGAGACUUUAGCCUGAUGGACAUACCGGUGGAGGUGCGGCUGCACUAUCUCAUCCGCGACCACCUGCUGCCGCGCGUACCGGAAGGAUAUCGAUUCCGGGCGGAGCUGAACCGGUUGUACGCCCUGCUGACGGAGCGGACCGCCCGGCGGAAGGCACGCGAACGGGAGCAGAUGGCACGCGACGGGCUGGUGCGCAAGUACGAGCAAUUUCUCACCGACGGUCAAGACGCGGGGCUGUCGGAAAUGCGACUUCCGAUCGAUUCCGAUAUCGACAGCGGCGACGGCACGGAUGGCACGGAGGAGCAGGAUGGCACGGACGCGUUGGUGGCGCAGGAAAUGGAUGAAAAAUUGCAACAAUUUUCAUUGGCAGCAGCGGACGAGGCUGCCCACUAUCUGCAUCCACCCGUGCCGCUCUGCCAGCCGCUUGUGGUGGGCGACAGGUACGACGGUUCGGAGGCCGCCAUCACCGCCGAGCUGAUGCAGGAAAUGGAGGCACUCGUGCGGCGAAUGGAAUCGACGGAUGCAAUGCUGGACAAUGAUUCGAACGAGCGGCUGUGCAAACUGUUCUCCACCUUUCUGCUGCUGCUCGAGUAUCUGCGCGAGAAGGAAAAGCCCAACUUUCCGCCCGUGCCGGUCCCGGGCGAGGAGGCGGAACCGGCGGGCGAUGUUUCCGCGAUGGUUCAGCCCAAGCCCCGGCGACGGUGGCUGGAGAUUCGAACGACAAAAAAGUACCCGCUCGGGCUGGGCGCCGGCCGAACGCGCACACUGUCCGGGGUGAGCGAGGCGUCGCUGGGGCAGGAUGAGAAGAAGAAGCGCAAACGGAGAAAGUCCGCCGGCAGUGUCACGGCCCAGCGGGACAGCACGGCACUGUCGGACGCCCAGCAGGAGCAGGAAGAGCAGGAGGCGAUGGCGCUGAUCGAGCACGAGCCGGGUCGAUGGUCAACGAUGCCAAUCCGCAACCAAUCGUACGAUCCGGAGCGACGGCUGCUAACCUUCACCACGGACCGGCUGGGCGUGUACGGGCUGGCCGCGCGCAAGUACUGCAACAUUCCAUUUGUCCACUGGGACAUGCGACGCCACGGCAGGAUCGCCAACCUUACGACGGCCCUCACGCUCACCACCAAGUCGCUGCAAAUCGUGUUCUACGUCACGGCGCAAGGCUACCGGCUGGCGCUGCAGGAGCACGCGAAGAAGCAGACGAAAAAGUUGUUCCUCGAGGAAGCACCGGCACCGGAAGUGUUGCCACCCGGCGACGGGACAUUCACGCUGGAAGAGCUGGAGAAGUUUCUGCAGCGCAUGAAUGUGCACCUGUUCCCACAAGUGGACACUUGUUUCUACGUCCCCGGCGUGGAGCGGGCGGCGAGCCCGAAGCAUCCGUCGAUGGAAUCGCACAAUCUGCGCUGUCUCGGUGUCUUCUGUCUGACGCACAACUUUCAGUCCUGCCUGUGGAACCGGUACGCCCAUCGACGGACCGCACUCGUGCUGGGCCGCGAGCUCAUCGAGGGACGGAACGAGCCCGAAUUCGGCACCGUCAUGAUAACGCCACUUAAGUCACAGUUCGUCGAGGUGGAGGAGCUGUGCUCGGACGCGCUCGAGCAGAUCCUGCUCGCGUACCAUCCCCGUCCCGAGGAGCAAAGCUACAAUGCCGAUUGCUACGGGCUGCUGAAGGACAGCCUGGAGGAACCGUCCCGCAAGGUGCUGGCAAAAACGCCCGCCCUGCUACAGUGGAACGUCGGCCAGUUGCUGCAGAAGCUCCAGCUGCUCAGCUACUCGUGAGCACACACUCCGAAUUGUAGUGAUUGUAGUGGACUGCCCCCCUCCCC
Molecule: messenger RNA, 3590 nt
Organism: Anopheles gambiae (African malaria mosquito)
Lineage: Eukaryota; Metazoa; Arthropoda; Insecta; Diptera; Culicidae
Exons: 7
Coding region: 1-3543 (1180 amino acids)
Molecular function (GO): microtubule binding; beta-tubulin binding
Source: RefSeq, a predicted model, not a curated record